Apaloderma vittatum (bar-tailed trogon) is the source of this 547-nucleotide messenger RNA. RefSeq names its product natriuretic peptides A-like. Gene Ontology annotation, molecular function: hormone activity; hormone receptor binding. Gene Ontology annotation, cellular component: nucleus; cytoplasm. The annotation marks the transcript as partial. The transcript is spliced from 3 exons. NCBI's taxonomy places the organism in Eukaryota, Metazoa, Chordata, Aves, Trogoniformes, Trogonidae. Gene Ontology annotation, biological process: receptor guanylyl cyclase signaling pathway; cGMP biosynthetic process; neuropeptide signaling pathway. The record is from RefSeq and is a predicted model, not a curated record.
CCUGAAGACACAUCUCAGGAGAAACAGUCUGAACCUCCCUAUCCCCAGCGAACCCAGCGCCAUGGACACCAAAGGCUCCUUUUCCUGUGGCUUCCUCCUGCUGCUGCUCGUCCAGCUCCAGUCCAGCCGAGCUAACCCCAUCUACAGCCUCAGCCCUGCCAAAGAGCUGGCCAGCAUGGAGGCUCUGCUGGAGAGACUGGAGGAUAAGUUUGCAAUGAUUGAAGCCCUGGAGUCCAAUCCUGACCUUCAAGAACUCAAACCCCAGGAGGAGAUCCCACCAGAAGUCAUAGAGGAGGGCGAGGAGCAGAAAGCUGAAGCCAGGCUGGCUCCCAGCACACCUCUGUCCUACAGGGACCCCUUCCUCAAGAGACUCCGGGGGCUGCAGAUGCCCAGGAUGAUGAGAGAUUCCGGCUGGUUUGGGAGGGGGGUCGAAAGAGGACAGGAGUGGCGCGGGGCCGAGCCGGGCUGCGGGGCGCCAGAUGUGCCGGAGCCAGGGCAGCUGCUGGCAAUGGCUCUCAGGAACCCCGGUUGCAGCAGAGCUGCGAGC